AUGGAUUUGGCUACAUCAGCGUCAGCACCGCAGCAACCCCACGAUGGGGCGUCCGAGAACGACAUCCCUUCAUGUCAGGGUUGUCGGCGCCGAAAGCUCCGCUGCUCGCGCGACCAGCCGACGUGCUCUCAUUGUAAACGAUUGGACUCCCCGUGUGUGUAUGACCUGAAGAAGAAUAAGCCGGGUAUCAAACCUGGAGCGGUUGAGAGUUUGAACCGUAGAGUAGAGGUGCUGGAGAAUGCCAUAUUGAACAAAUCUCAUGAGCAGGGAGGAUACUUCUCGAACUCUAAUGGGCAUGCGGAGUCAAGCAGCCUACCAGCGGAGUCCCACAAUGUCGUCGGCAUUCUUUCCCUGCUGGCUCGUGAGUUACAUAAGCUUAACUCCAAGAGCAGAGUCUCUGGCUCUCAAGCAGACACACCGGAGGGUGUCGCCGAUCAUGCAGUUCUGUCCCCUUCAACCUCUAGCUCAUCCAGACGGCACACAGUUGACGGUUUGGAGAUUGUUGCUCAUCCUCAUAACCAACCGCGCAAGCGACGACGCGUAGACAGUUGCGGUAACCCAAAUAUCGACCUUGCUUUUCCCCUUGAAGAUCUUGAAAAUAUCACCACGAGCUUGCCAUCCCCUGAGCUGCUGGAGGACAUUAUCAACAUUCACUUUAACAUCAUUCAGCCAUGGAUUCCCAUCCUUCACGAGACACAAUUCCGCAGACGCGUGCAUGACCCAGAACAACUCCCGCGGUUGGUUGUGGUCCUGCAUGCAAUGGUAGUUGCCGCACUCCGUUUUGUUGACAAUCCCGAAACUCGGUUAUCAGCCCACGAUGUGGAACGCCGGACAGCACGUUCAAGGAACAUUGUGAUUCUUAACGCGAUGGACCAUUUGUCCGUUGAGAACCUCCAGGCAUUGAUCAUAGUGGCUUUUAAUGAUGUAAGUUUUUCAUUCUUAGAGAUUGGUAACGGUGAUGCUUCUAAAGCAUGGUCAAUUGUUGGCUCACUCACCAGGACGGUUGAGUAUCUUCAAUUGAGCAUCGAGUCAGACUUUCGAGACAAAGAGCCUCUCCUCAAACCGUUGCCUUCGAUAGCUCCACCACAAAACUGGACUGAGGAAGAGGAGCGUCGGAGGGUUUUUUGGAACAUUUUUAAUUUGGACAGACAAGAACGAGCGCACGCUAAUCGGUUUAGAUGGAACACGAGUUUGACGUCUGAUGAUGUUUAUCGCAGACUACCCGCUGACGGUGGCCUGUGGCACAAGGAAGAGUCCGUCAUAACACCAUAUUUCGGUAUCUGGGAUCGAUCAGCAGCCAGAAUUGGUAACUCUAUUGCUUUUUUGCCAGCGCACUAUCCCAGCCCAGAACAGACAGCAGAUGCGCCUCCACAAACACCAGUUACCGCAAACCCAAGCAAAGGACCCAACACAGUUGAUAUGACGACAGUAGGAGCCUUUGCUUACUGCAUCGAGGCAACCGAAUCUCUGAGCAGAGUCACUACCUAUUUCCUUCAACAGAAGAUUAAUUUCCAGGACCGGCAAGAAGUUAGCAGCUGGCUCACGAGAUUCAAGGAGUUAGAUCUGCGUCUGGUACAUUGGAAGAUGUUUUUGCCUCAGAAAUGGAAAGAUUCCAACAUCUCUCGCCAACCUGCCCUAAUUAAUAUGGAUCCCAAUCUGACAUUGGCUCACGUUACUCACAACACUUCAAUGAUCCUCCUCCAUCAACGCAUAGCUUACCCAGAAUCUCGAUGGUCAAGCAUCGUAAAACUUCCGAGUUUCUGCAGUGCAGAAACCUGCCAAAUUGCAGCUGUGGAAACGGCAACAAUCACUCAGAAGUACCUUAAGUACACUCCCGAAAAUAGCCCAGCGACAAGUCAGUUUGCGUUUUGUGUAUUCAUCAGUGCAAGGGUUCUCCUAGUUCACUGGCGAUAUUACGAAGCGGACUUGGUUCCGGAAUUUUGGCUUCUAGUUGAAGGCUUGGAGGAAAUGGCGAAGCGCUGGGUCGGCCCCAUUCUUCGAGAGAAGCAUGCUCAGUGCCUUGCAGGCAAGUAUGCAGCUCAACUACGAGAGCUCCAUCAAAAGUGUGAGGCCGAUUCUCGAUACAGCGUAGACGUUCUUGGAUAUUCUAGCGGCAUCAGCGGUCAGGGAUGUAGCCCCUCUGCCCAAACUCCAGGGUUCAGUCACCAGCAAGGUAGUGCGCUUUUCUCGCAGCCAUCGAACAAGGUGGCGCGGCCUCCAACAUCCAGCCCCUUGGCUCCUCAUCAAACAACAGCUACCGCACAGUCGAGACCUGCUCCAGUAUUUACGAACCAGCCGUCGCCGGGGCCGCUUCGUCAGGGAUCAAUUAUUGGCUCCAUGGCGUCGCCGAUUCCCAUCACGGGGUUUACCCCUCGAGAUUCGGAUGCCCCUGAUGAGCUAUCUGCAAUAUCCCAUAUGCUUAUGGACCAAAGAUUUAUAGAAAUGGACCGAAUAAUCAGCUUUGAUGAUAUGAUGUUUACGGCACAGACAGCAAAUUCGGGGAAUACAGGGUUGCCCGUGAACGGUUGGGCUCCGGUUGAUAAUUCAAGGUUGGAGUGA
Molecule: messenger RNA, 2559 nt
Organism: Colletotrichum truncatum
Lineage: Eukaryota; Fungi; Ascomycota; Sordariomycetes; Glomerellales; Glomerellaceae
Source: RefSeq, a predicted model, not a curated record